CUUUUGCAGGUUUCGCGUUUGUUUUUCUAGACUUGAGAGUCGCGCAAUUCGAGGAGUCGUGGGCAAGGCUUGCUUCCAGGACUGCCUGGAAUAUCCUCGCUUGUGGACUUCUGCUGUUGAGAUCGAACCAGAAUUGCUUAUGAGAUUUCGAUCUAUAUGGUGACCUUGUAGUGAACGAGUCACGUGAAGCAGGCCAGUCGCAAGUUGCGCAACGCCUGAUGCGGCCGGUACGGUUUGUGUCCACGCUCCGUCGCACUGAAUGAGCUUCACAAGUACCUUCCACCUUAGACUUUAUAUACUCCUUGGGUGCAUUGAGCCAGAGUCGAAAUCCAGUCGAAAUUUAGAAGAAGAUGCUCAACGACUCUUCCGGAGGAGAUCCAGGGAUAGGGAGCUAUUUGGGCGGGUGAAAGGAGUGUGGAACGGUGGAGACAGGGGAGCCUGAGAGGGAAUCUAGGUGGAAGUUCCUGGUCGAUUGGAGGGUUUGCAGACUGCUUCUGAGAGGAGUUCGCAAGAGACGGAUUAGAUUUCAGAGCUACAUCGGAUAACUCUCGUGUGUUGUUAGGUUCGUGGGUCUGGUUGUUUGCGAGUGCGUUACCUAGUCGCAGCGCCGAUGGCCAUGGGGAAUCAAGAACUGGCGGACAAGGAUGUCCACUACGAAGAGGAUUACAUCCAGCGGCGUGGGCUGAAGCUGUUCACAUGCCGGUGGUUGCCGGUGCACCAGGAGAUCAAGGGGCUCAUCUUCAUGUGUCAUGGGUACGGUGUGGAGUGCAGCGUCUUCCUGAGACCCACUGGCAUCCGCUUUGCUCAAGCAGGCUAUGCCGCCUUUGGCAUUGAUCAAGUAGGCCACGGCAAGUCAGAAGGCCGGCGGUGCUACGUCGAGAGUUUCCAAGAUCUCGUGGACGACUCCAUCGCUUACUUCAAAAGUAUCCGAGAUCUUGAAGAGUACCGAAACAAGCCGCGCUUCCUUUAUGGCGAGUCCAUGGGGGGAGCUAUCGUCCUCCACAUCCACCGCAAAGAACCUGAAGAGUGGAGCGGGGCUGUAUUACAGGCUCCCAUGUGCAAAAUCUCGGAAAAAUUGAAGCCGCCACAGAUCGUCACCAGUAUCCUGACGAUGAUGUCGAACUACAUACCUACGUGGAAGAUUGUGCCGUCUGAAAACAUCAUCGACAACGCCUUCAAAGACCCGAUCAAGCGGGCGGAGAUUCGAGCGAAUCCAUUCACCUACCAAGGCCGGCCACGAGUGAAGACGGCCCUGGAGAUGCUCAGGGCUAGCGAGUCGCUCGAGCAACGUCUGGACGAGGUGAUACUACCAUUUUUGUUGCUGCACGGUGAAGAGGAUCGCGUGACGGACCCGGACAUCAGCCGUGAGCUCUUCCGAACUUCCAAGAGUUGUGACAAGGAGUUCAAGCUCUACCCGGGCAUGUGGCAUGGCUUGACAGCUGGCGAGCCAGACGACAACGUCGAGCUCGUGUUUAACGACAUCAUCCACUGGCUCAACAAGCGGAGCUCUUUGGGUUCUGACAGUCCUCUCCGACAAGCAGACAUCUCAGCUCUGGAAUCUGCAACCCCUUCGAAGCAGCGAUCGUCUUCCGACAUCAAAGCUACUGUGGGCAAGGUCACCGACUAAGUAUGAUGCAUUGGUCAUUCUCGUUUAGACCUCUGUUAGUACCUCAUCACAGUUCACGAAGGUAAGAGAUAAAUUAAGAGAAUAUAUACAGUCAGUAGCGGCACUCCGCCACCACAGCACAGUAACCCCUAACUACGUGUAUAUAGCAGUAUGUAUAUACCUUAACACAUACACGUAUUUAUACUAACACCCUUCUGUAAUAUUGGGCCUCCGUUGAGUGCAUCAUGGCCACUCAUCUUAUGGACUAAUUACAUUCCCAGAAUUAAUUAGAAUGGAUUCACUAUUUUUUUGGAAAACCCUACUGGUAUGUCAGUUCCUUAGAGUCAUGACCAGAGCAUUGCAUCUGAGUUGUUAGAAGAACAAAAUUGAAUCUAGGCCGUUGAGUCUUUUUCUUUUAAUCAAGUUUUCUUCUUUUGAGACCUUUCUCUUUCA
Molecule: messenger RNA, 2059 nt
Organism: Physcomitrium patens
Lineage: Eukaryota; Viridiplantae; Streptophyta; Bryopsida; Funariales; Funariaceae
Product: caffeoylshikimate esterase
Source: RefSeq, a predicted model, not a curated record